ACCGGGAUUACGUAAAGAAGAAGACACAUCAGCAAUCACUCAACGCUGUCACUCGGUGCGAUGUUUUCCUACGUCUAUAGCCAACAGUAGGAUAUUCCGGCAGAAAAGUAGUGUAAUAAUUGAAGAUACAGUUUGAUGAGGAGUAAUUACGUUCUUAAAUUAAUUUCAAACAUAAUUUAAAAGUUUAGUAAACAAGUUCAAGAUUAUCACGACUGGAAAUUAAAACCUAACCUACGAUGUCUGUGAAGGAUCAAAUCAAAAUUGAUAUAGAAUGGGGUCAUGAACGAUUAGUACGUGCUCAACAGACAGUCGAAUUACGUCCAUACGAUGUAGAAUCAUGGUCAGUGCUUUUACGGGAAGGCCAAAGCCGGCAUGUAAACGAAGUUCGCUCGCUAUAUGAAUCCCUCGUAGCUGUUUUCCCGACCACGGCUCGCUACUGGAAAAUCUACAUUGAACAGGAAAUCAAAGCCAGAAACUUUGAACGAGUGGAGAAACUUUUCCAAAGAUGCCUCAUUAAAAUCUUGAACAUCGACCUCUGGAAGUUGUACUUGACCUACGUGAAGGAGACCAAAGCAGGACUGAGCACCCACAAGGAGAAGCUGGCUCAGGCGUACGAUUUUGCUUUGGAAAAAAUUGGGAUGGAUCUGCAUUCGUUUUCGAUUUGGCAGGAUUACAUUACAUUCUUGAAAAGUGUGGAGGCUGUUGGAAGUUAUGCGGAGAAUCAAAAAAUUACGGCUGUGCGUAAGGUAUAUCAGAAAGCGGUGGUGACACCUAUUAUUGGAAUUGAAACAUUGUGGAAGGAGUACAUUGCCUUUGAGCAGAACAUCAACCCAAUUAUAUCUGAGAAAAUGAGUUUGGAACGUUCAAGGGAUUACAUGAAUGCGCGAAGAGUAGCCAAAGAAUUAGAGAUCGUCACAAAAGGACUAAACAGAAAUCUCCCAGCAAUUCCACCCACCCUAAGUAAAGAGGAAAUGAAACAAGUUGACCUCUGGAAAAAAUACAUUGCAUUCGAGAAAUCCAAUCCACUACGAACGGAGGACACGGCUCUCAUAACGCAUCGUGCAAUGUUUGCGACGGAACAAUGUCUUCUCGUACUCACGCACCAUCCGGCCGUUUGGCAUCAAGCUGCUCAACUUUUAGAUCAGAGUUCGAAGUUAUUAACAGAGAAAGGAGACGUAACUGCAGCAAGGGCAUUCAGUGAUGAAGCUUCGAACAUUCUGGAACGCGCAAUAAGCGGUGUACUGAGCAGGAAUGCUCUUUUGUACUUCGCUUAUGCUGAUUUCGAAGAGGGCCGUCUUAAGUAUGACAAAGUCCAUAGUAUUUACAACAAAUUUAUCGCCAUACCUGAUAUUGAUCCGACUUUGACUUAUGUACAAUAUAUGAAAUUCGCAAGGCGUGCGGAAGGUAUAAAAUCAGCUCGAGCUGUCUUCAAGAAAGCUCGAGAGGAUGUUCGAUCUCGUUAUCAUGUAUUCGUAGCGGCAGCGCUUAUGGAAUACUAUUGCUCGAAGGAUAAAGAUAUUGCAUUCCGAAUCUUCGAGUUGGGCUUGAAACGAUUCGGUGGAAGUCCUGAAUAUGUUAUGUGCUAUAUUGACUACUUAUCACAUUUAAAUGAAGAUAACAACACCAGGGUCUUGUUUGAACGUGUACUAUCGUCUGGUGGGUUGACGCCACAACUGUCAGUUGAAGUGUGGAAUCGAUUUUUAGAGUUCGAAUCGAAUAUUGGUGAUCUUUCGAGUAUUGUUAAGGUGGAAAGGAGACGCAGUGCAGUAUUACAGAAUUUGAAAGAGUACGAAGGGAAAGAAACGGCACAACUUGUCGAUCGAUAUAAGUUUUUAGACUUGUAUCCUUGUACAAUGAUUGAGUUGAAGUCGAUUGGAUACAGUGACAUGACUGGCAUCAUUGGUUCGAAGACAGCAAGUCAAGAAGCAGACAACGAGCCUGUAUCAAACCUACCGCGCCCCGACUUCUCACAAAUGAUUCCGUACAAACCUAAAGCAAAUGCAUAUUCAGGCGAACAUCCACUCGAAGGUGGAACAUUCCCAAAACCACCAGCGCUGGCGUGUCUCUGCGCUCAACUACCGCCACCGAGCUGUUUCCGAGGACCAUUUGUAUCAAUUGAUGCAUUGACCGAUAUAUUCAAUCGAAUAAAACUUCCAGACGCCCCUGUGCCGACCGGUGAUCAUGGAUGUGAUACGAAACUAUUCGAUUUAGCUAAGUCAGUACAUUGGAUCGUAGACGAUAGUACAUUUUCCGGCGAAGGAGGACUUAAGCGACGGCGCAUGCUUCCUGGUGGUGAUGAUAGUGACGAUGAAACACCGGGAGUUGCACCACCAGCCAAUGAUAUAUAUCGGCUGAGACAGCAGAAACGUUUUAAUAAGUGAAUUAGUAAAAUUAUAUUAACCAAUUUCUAUUGUGAAAUCAGCAUAUGAUAAAAUAUAGUAUUUUUAAGAUA
Hermetia illucens (black soldier fly) is the source of this 2452-nucleotide messenger RNA. RefSeq names its product protein suppressor of forked (gene su(f)). Gene Ontology annotation, biological process: mRNA 3'-end processing. The coding region runs from base 237 to 2381 and encodes 714 amino acids. The transcript has 10 exons. Lineage: Eukaryota; Metazoa; Arthropoda; Insecta; Diptera; Stratiomyidae. Gene Ontology annotation, molecular function: protein binding; mRNA binding. Gene Ontology annotation, cellular component: nucleus. The record is from RefSeq and is a predicted model, not a curated record.